AGCGACCCCGGCCCGGCGCCGGCCCCGCCCCGCCCCGCGCCCAGGGGUCCCGGGGCGGGCUCCGGGCUUCGGGCGGACGAUGCGGCGGCGCGGCCGGAGCGGCGGCGGGAAGCGGAGGCGGAGGUGACGCGCCAGGGCCGGCGGGCCCGGCCAUGCAGCGCUCCCGGGCGGCCGCGGACGAGGCGGCCCUGCUCCUGGCCGGGCUGGCCCUGCGGGAGCUGGAGCCGGACGGCGACUCUCUGGGCCGGGGUCGGCGGGUGCCGCGGCCCGGGCUCGGAGACGAGGCGGCGCAGGCGCUGGGCCGCAGAGGGAAGGGCGGCGGCGGCGGCGGCCCCGAGGCCGGGGCGGACGGACUGAGCCGUGGGGAGCGAGGCCCUCGGCGCGCGGCAGCCCCCGAGCUCAGCGCGCAGCCUGCGGGCAGCCCGCGGGCCAGCCUGGCGGGCUCAGACGGCGGCGGCGGCGGCGGCGGCAGCGCCCGUUCCAGCGGCAUCAGUCUGGGCUACGACCAGCGCCACGGCAGCCCGCGCUCCGGCCGCUCGGACCCGCGUCCCGGCCCCGGGCCGCCGUCGGUGGGCAGCGCCCGCUCCAGCGUGUCCAGUCUCGGCUCCCGCGGCUCGGCCGGCGCCUAUGGCGACCUGCUCCUGCCCGGCGUCUGCCCCGCGCCGGCGCGCUCCCCGGAGCCUGCCGGGCCGGCCCCCUUCCCUCUGCCUUCGCUGCAGCUGCCCCCGGGCCGGGAGGGCAGCCCGAGCGCGGCCGAGCGGCGGCUGGAGGCGCUGACCCGAGAGCUGGAGCGGGCGCUGGAGGUGCGCACGGCGCGGGACUACUUCGGCAUUUGCAUCAAGUGCGGGCUUGGCAUCUACGGGGCAAGGCAGGCAUGCCAGGCCAUGGGAAGCUUGUAUCACACCGAUUGCUUCAUCUGUGACUCCUGUGGGAGACGACUCCGCGGGAAGGCGUUCUACAAUGUGGGCGAGAAGGUGUACUGCCAGGAGGACUUCCUGUACUCCGGGUUCCAGCAAACGGCUGACAAGUGUAGCGUGUGUGGACACCUCAUCAUGGAGAUGACCUGCUGGGGCUUCAGAGCCAAAGCCUCUUCCAGGGGCUGUGCUGAGCCUUCCGCCUGCACUCACCGUUCAGUGCCUCCCACCCCCAGAUCCUGCAGGCCCUUGGCAAGUCCUACCACCCAGGCUGCUUCCGGUGCUCCGUGUGCAACGAGUGCCUGGAUGGGGUGCCCUUCACGGUGGACGUGGAGAACAAUAUCUACUGUGUCAGAGACUACCACACGGUUUUUGCACCAAAAUGUGCCUCCUGUGCCCGUCCCAUCCUCCCUGCACAGGGCUGUGAGACAACCAUCCGUGUGGUGUCCAUGGACAGAGACUACCACGUGGAAUGCUAUCACUGUGAGGACUGCGGGCUGCAGCUGAGCGGAGAGGAUGGACGCCGCUGCUACCCCCUGGAGGGCCACCUGCUGUGCCGUCGCUGCCACCUGCGGCGCCUGCGGCCAGGCCCACUUCCCUCACCUGCAGUGCACGUCACCGAGCUCUGAGCAGGGGUUGGGAGCCUGACCCCGGGGCCGUGUGUGUGCACGCGCGUGUGCAAGGGAGAGAGAGAGAGGGCGCUGUGGGUGACCCGGGUCAGUGUCGGAGCAUUGUGCCAGGGUGGGCGCGGCUGCCACCCCAUCCCACCACCACUGGCCACCGAGCUGCUGUCCGAGGGGCCGGCCCCGCGGCGAAGCUGCUUCUAUUUAUUCACCGUCUGUGCCUCCUCAGGCCGCUUCCUUCCUUCCGGGCUCUGCCGCCCCCCACGCCCCGCCAUCCCGGCCUUGUGUUCUGGGACCCCUGCGUCCCCGGCCUCGGGGGAGGGCCGCCAGGCCCGCCGUGGGUCACGGGGCUGAGGACGGCCACUCACGUGCGGGGCGCGCGGCACGCCGCCCUCCGACUGGCCUCGGGGGCAGCCAGCCUCCCUGUUCAGAGGGGGCCUGGAACCCCCUCCAAGCCCGCGCCGCGGGGCAGGGUGUGGGCGGAGGGCGCGCGCGCGCGUCUCCUAAGCGCCCGGCCCGCUGGCGGGCGGGAAGGGUGCCUUGUUUGCGAGGGGUCGCAGGAGGGGGCGAGGAAUGCCACUCCUGGGGAGUGGGGACCCCACGGGGGCUCUGCCCUUGGCCAUUGUGGUCACUGUAAUAUUUGGCCACAAUCCCGCCGGUCUCUUCAUUCCUGGCUUCUGGGACUGCCUCCCGCAUCCCUCAGCCCCGGGGAAGGAACCUUCCCUCGCGAAUUCCAGCCGCGGGUCUGGGUCGGGAGACACCGCGAGGGGGCGCCCUGGCCACGCGACGGGCAGACCACCUGUGGCAGGAAAGCGCCGUGUAUCAGGCCCCACGACAAAAGCCUAUGACUUGACUUAAAUUAAGUUCUUCCUUUGAGAAUGUUUUCAUUUUCUUUAAAAGAAUAUAAUUUUCUCCUAAAAACAUGGCCCAAGGUUGUUAUUUCUUAGGGAAACUACAAGAAACUCGCAAAUGUCCAAUUUGUGUAUCAUAUGGCUGAUUUUCAGGUAGUAAAAACAUUGUAGUUUUUAAUUAUUUUUGUAUAAAUUCCUGUAAAAUCUCAAAA
Molecule: messenger RNA, 2600 nt
Organism: Manis pentadactyla (Chinese pangolin)
Lineage: Eukaryota; Metazoa; Chordata; Mammalia; Pholidota; Manidae
Gene: WTIP
Product: WT1 interacting protein
Exons: 8
Coding region: 153-1421 (422 amino acids)
Biological process (GO): cytoskeleton organization; response to hypoxia; regulation of DNA-templated transcription
Cellular component (GO): nucleus; P-body; adherens junction
Molecular function (GO): transcription corepressor activity
Source: RefSeq, a predicted model, not a curated record